Messenger RNA from Colletotrichum karsti, 1089 nucleotides. RefSeq lists its product as uncharacterized. Bases 1 to 1089 code for a protein of 362 amino acids. NCBI's taxonomy places the organism in Eukaryota, Fungi, Ascomycota, Sordariomycetes, Glomerellales, Glomerellaceae. The transcript has a single exon. The record is from RefSeq and is a predicted model, not a curated record.
AUGCCUGCACAACCACUUCCACCCCCAAUCAACAUCCUUCUCAUCGGGGCAUCCGGCUACAUCGGAGGCAGCAUCUUAUCUCACCUCUGCUCCGAGCCGGUCACUGCCACCAUUCACAUCUCGGCACUUGUGCGUGAUCCAGCGGAUGCAAAGACAAUCACUACCUCGUACCCCCAGGUACGGACACUACUCGGCGACCUCGGCAAUGAAGCACUUAUCCGUGACGCGGCCGCGGAUUCAGACGUAGUCAUCUACGCCGCGCGAAACACCCAGGACGGCGUCGAGCCUCUCAUGACGGGGCUCGCCGCCUCUGGGACAGAGACCUCUCCGGGGAGUUCUGCCCGGACGUCUCCACGCGUCCGCCCCGCGCUGUUCAUCAUGCUCAGUGCUAUCAUCUCACUCGCCGACCCGAAAAACCUCCGGCUCGGCGAGCCGCCCCUAGACUCUAGCAAGCCGACGAGUGAUGCGGACGAUAGGGAGACAAUCGCCUCACUCCCGGUCUACCACUGGCAUGUCGCGCAGGAGCGAGCCUUCCUGCGUCUCGCGUCCGAGAAGGGCCGGGACGUCGUCACGCCGGUCAUCAUGAGCCUGCCGCUCACGGUGGGCGACGGAACUGGCCCAGUGCGGACGCGCGGCUUCGUCCACGCGUACGCGCAGGCUUUGAGCCGUCGAACAAGCAAGAAGCCCUUUGUCAUGGGCCAGGGCCGCAACGUAUGGAGCUGGAGUUCGCCUCGCGACUUGGCUGCGGCCGUCGUGUUCGUGGUGGAUUCCUGGAUGGCGGGAGAUGGUGAGGACGACAUCCUCGAGGGCCAUAUCUUCGUAGAGUCUGGGCAGCUUGAAAUGCGCCGACUGGCUAGCUGCGUGGGUAAGGCCCUUGGCUCCGUUUCCGAGGAGGAGCACGCGGCAUCGACGGUUGAGUGUGAAUCAUUGCAGUAUCCGCAGUUCGCGGAAGUCAUGCCGGAGCUGCCCGGGCUCUGGGGCGUCACCGCUCGGUGUAAGGCUGAUAGGUUGAGGAAGAAGGGGUGGAAGCCCGCCGGACCUGAGUGGGAGCCACUUGUAGACGAGUGCGUCAGGUCUUCAUGUGCGUAG